GUCCACCAUUCGACUGGUGUCGAUAUCGACUGUGUUCAAACAUGGAUAAAUCAGGUAGCAGUCCUCUAUCAAACCUCGAACAUUUCAGUCAGUUCACUGCCUCAAUGCUAUCUCCACCAGGGAGCGAUAAAACAGGCGGCCCGAGUCAACCACUACUCGGCUUCCGUUCAGAGAUGCUGGCACGAGAGAGAAGCACUAUGUCUCAGUCCAAGGUCACCGACCCGAAAUCCCCUGAGCAGGCAAAAGAGUCCCGAUUCAGCGCUUUCACAAGCAUUUCUUCCGAUGGACAAGGCUUACCCUCCGCCGCUUACCCAUCCAGGUCAGCGGACUCAUUCAUUUCGGCUAUGCCCAUCAAGCCGGGCCGCUCCCCUAACUGGUCGGACGCAGAAACACGGUUUCUUAUUACGCUCUGGGGCGAGCAGUACCAGAACAUUAGUCAGCAGAGGAACGCGAAGGCCUGGGACGUGGUGGCACGAUUGCUUAAUCAGAAACUAGCGCAGUGCGGUUUUGAAACAUUUCGCUCGGGUCAGCAAUGCAAAGGACGGAUGAAAAGUGUUGUUUUCGAUUAUAAAACCACAAAAAAGCGCAUCGAGUCUGGUGAGGAUGAUAGAACGUGCGACUAUUUUCAAGAGAUUGAUGAGGUGCUGGGAAAGACUUUUGUUAACGACGGCAUCGAUGCGAUCGAGUCCGGUUCAGCUGUAACUCAAGAAGACGAGAAAACGUCGAAUACUAGUGGAGAGAACGAAGAAAGCAACGCUUGUGACAACAUUGUAGUGGUUAAUAUUCCAGCAAGUGCUGCACUAAGCGUGGAAACGACCACUGGAUUCACUUGUUUUAGUAAAGAAGUCAGUCAGUCACUGCCCGAUCACGGAGAGCUGUUAGACAAACGUGAGCCACCCAAGAAACGGAACAAGAGGAAGGCCUCCGCAGAAGAGGACGAAGACACAUCCAUGCUGCGUUUCCUGAAGAACUACAUGGAGGAAAGCGACAAGCGUGAUCGUGAAUUUUUAUUGCAAAUGACAAGGAUGGACCAUGAGAGGGAGGACAGAAAUUUUGAACGAACAAUGAAAAUGAUAAUGGAAGUAGCAAAAGUGUUUAAAAGUAGCGUUGCUAAUACACCCGAUAAUCUCAGGGGGAGUGGUUUGAGUUCUGCCCCUCACCAUCAAAGUGGAGAUUCUCGGUUUGCCUCUGGUUAUGGAAUGGGUUCUUCACGCGCAGGAGAUACUCGAGAGACGCCAUCGAACAGAGAGAGCAGAAAAAAGGCCAACGAUGGUUCGGCUCAAGACGAGAACGGUAAACCACAUCAGUUUCUUAGAGAUUAUAUGGAAGAAAGUGAUAGAAGGGACAGAGAGUUCUUUCUACAGAUGACCAGACUGGAUCACGAAAGGGAGGAGAGAAGCUCGGAACAAACUAUGAGGCUCAUGUUAGAAGUCGCAAAAGUGUUCAGAGGCGGCAAUUGAUAGCCCUGUUCCUUGCCGCGUAAGUUGUAUACUUGUAGCGAUAGAGAGAUGUUCAUUUUUUUGAUGUGACAACGUGAGGUGGUCCCUUUCUUUCGUAUUACCACAGCUUUAAUCUGUAGGAGUUACGUUACAUGUCAGUUCUGUCUCGUUUCUGCGAGAAAGUUCGCCUUUCAAAAUAAAUUUAAAAGAAGUGUGUACUGGAAGUCAUGGGAUUCUCCAGACAUCUCGAUUCUUAUAUCUGCCCUAUCGAAAUGACUUUUCUGAGAAAAAUAUUGAGAAAAAGACAAAUUUAUUUCAAAUUAAAAUCAAUUAUA
Pocillopora damicornis (cauliflower coral) is the source of this 1774-nucleotide messenger RNA. RefSeq lists its product as uncharacterized. The record is from RefSeq and is a predicted model, not a curated record. NCBI's taxonomy places the organism in Eukaryota, Metazoa, Cnidaria, Anthozoa, Scleractinia, Pocilloporidae.